Messenger RNA from Talaromyces marneffei, 855 nucleotides. RefSeq lists its product as uncharacterized. The transcript is spliced from 2 exons. Gene Ontology annotation, molecular function: oxidoreductase activity. The record is from RefSeq and is a predicted model, not a curated record. Bases 1 to 855 code for a protein of 284 amino acids. Lineage: Eukaryota; Fungi; Ascomycota; Eurotiomycetes; Eurotiales; Trichocomaceae.
AUGGCUACAGAAGCAGAAGCCCAAGUCCAACUCCAGGACUUCCAGAACAUCUUCUCUCUCGAAGGCAAAGUCGCCGUUGUCACAGGCGGUUCCCGAGGCCUGGGACUCCAUGCGGCCAGCGGCCUUCUGCAAGCGGGAGCAUCAAAAGUAUACAUCUCAUCGCGCAAAGCAUCGGCAUGCGAAGAGGCAGUUGCCGCACUCAAUGCGCUCCCCAACAAGAGGCCAGGUGCGCAGGCUAUUGCUGUCCCCGCGGACGGCUCCAAAAUGGCGGAAUUAGAUCGCCUUGUUGCCGAAGUAUCCAAGACGACGGAUCACGUUGAUAUCUUGUUUGCGAACGCGGGUGCGACUUGGGGUGCGCCGUAUGAUGAGUAUCCCGAGAAUGCGUUUAGUAAGGUGAUGGAUUUGAAUGUUAAGGGUGUUUUCUAUACUAUCCAAAAAUUCACCCCCCUCCUCGAGAAGAGAGCUACCCUUGAAGACCCCUCACGAGUCAUCAUCACCGCCUCCGUUGCAGGUAUUGGCAUCGGCACCGUCGGUGCUCACGGAACUUAUGCCUACUCCGCUUCCAAAGCCGCAGCCAUCAGUCUGGCGAAAACUCUCGCUGUUGAAUUGGGUCCGCGACAUAUUUUGACCAAUGCCGUUGCCCCAGGCUUCUAUCCUUCCAAGAUGGCGAAUGGAUUGAUGGAGUUGGCCGGUGGAGUAAAGACGUUGGCGGCACAGUCGCCGAAUGGACGUGUUGGUCACCCGGAGGAUAUUGCGGGAUUGGUAGUUUUCUUGUCAAGUCGUGCUGCGUUGCAUAUUAACGGAGAUAUUAUUACGACGGACGGAGGCCGGUUGUUAGGUGGGUAUAAGCUGUAG